Messenger RNA from Betta splendens (Siamese fighting fish), 2680 nucleotides. It is a transcript of the gene ptpn6, whose product is annotated as protein tyrosine phosphatase non-receptor type 6. Lineage: Eukaryota; Metazoa; Chordata; Actinopteri; Anabantiformes; Osphronemidae. The record is from RefSeq and is a predicted model, not a curated record. The transcript is spliced from 17 exons. Bases 777 to 2573 code for a protein of 598 amino acids. Gene Ontology annotation, biological process: protein dephosphorylation. Gene Ontology annotation, molecular function: protein tyrosine phosphatase activity.
CAAACAGACGGCAGUGGAAGCAGACAGGUGGGCAGGCAGAGAGAAGCUCUGUAAAUAGAGAGAGAUACAGGGUGGGCUGGCUGUUUGUGUUCUUCAAAACACAACGUUGGAAGUUGGAAUGACUGGACGGACACCUUUCCUACUGAUUCAUCGAUGAACGGACCAAUUUGAGGCAAUUUCCAGAGUUGAAAUCCUGCUCUGGCCCCAAAUAUGAUGGCUUUUUGUUGUGGUCAGCCCAGUGUCUGCUGAAGGAGUUGCGCUCUCCGAGCUGCAUGUAUUUUGGUUCCUGUCUUGCUUUCACUAUUUUGUGAAAGGGGACGUAAAAAGGAAGGAAGGGGCGAGCGAGAGAGAAAACGACACAGAGGAGGAGGAGAGAGACGUAUACGGGCAGCGCGUCUUGGCAAGUGGCAGUUGUUUUCAGGCGCAGCUGAGAAGAAAGAAGUAGAGCGACAUCAUGGUUCGCUGUCGACUCGUCCCGCUCUGUUCCUCUAUCAUGUGAUUUGUGAUGUGUGGCGCUCUGAUCUGCUGUUUGUCAUUAGAUAAUGUGUCAUAAGUUAUGCUUUUCUUCAGCCGUUGAGUCAGAAAACGAAAAAAACUUAGCUGCUUAUGCUUCUCUGGGAACUCAAGCGUUAAAGAAUAAAGUCAUCAAGUCAAGUCUGAACUUGUUCUGAAAAACACAAACACAAUUGGGGCUUCACCUCGUUCAAAUGUGUUCUAUAACAUUCUACGACGGUAGAACAGAGAAAAGGGCCAAAUGGAACUAAGGCAAUGGGAGGAUGCUUCUAUUGUUGUGUGAAUUAGAGCCUCUGAGUCGAAUCACACUGCAACACAGGUGGUUCCACAGAGACAUCACAGGGCUGCAGGCCGAGGACAUGCUGAAGACUCGGGGCACUCACGGCAGCUUCCUGGCUCGACCCAGCAAGAAGAACGUCGGAGAUUUCUCCCUGUCCGUCAGGGUGGGCGAGCUGGUGACCCACAUCCGCAUCCAGAACACCGGCGACUACUACGACCUGUACGGCGGCGAGAAGUUCGCCACCCUGUCUGAGCUGGUGGAGUACUACACGGCGGAGAACGGCAUCCUCCAGGACAAGGACGGCACCGUCAUCGAGCUCAGAUACCCCUUCAACUGCUCCGACCCCACCACAGAGAGGUGGUACCACGGUCACCUCUCUGGGCCGAACGCGGAGAAGCUCCUCACCGUGCGCGAUGAGCCGGGGACCUUCCUGGUCAGAGAGUCGCUGUCCAAACCUGGAGACUUCGUCCUGUCGGUGCUGACGGACGAGAAGAGGGAAACAGGAGCCAAGAGGGUCUCCCACAUCAAGAUCAUGUGUCAGAGCGACAGGUAUACAGUAGGAGGCUCAGAGAUGUUUGACACGCUCACAGACCUGGUGGAGCACUACAAACGCAAAGGCAUCGAGGAGAUCUCCGGGAACUGGGUCUAUCUCAAACAGCCGUACUACUCCACCAGAGUGAACCUGGCCGACAUCGACAGCAGGGUGAAACAGCUGGACCAGACGCUGCAGCAGGAGCAGGACUGCGAGGGACAGAAGUGCAAGGCGGGCUUCUGGGAGGAGUUUGAUGCUCUGCAAAAGAUGGAGGCGAAGGUGAAAAAGAGCAGAGAGGAGGGACAGAGACCCGAGAAUAAGAGCAAGAACCGCUACAAGAACAUCCUUCCCUUCAACGAAACCAGGGUCAUCCUGAAGAACGCUGAUCCCAGUGUUGUGGGUUCGGACUACAUCAACGCCAACUAUGUCAAAAACAAUUUGUACGAGUCCAUAGAUCAGAAAGUUUACAUCGCCACUCAGGGAUGCUUGGCGACAACGGUCAACGACUUCUGGCAAAUGGUGUGGCAGGAAAACACACAUGUGAUCGUCAUGACAACGAGGGAGGUUGAGAAAGGACGGAACAAAUGCGUGCCGUACUGGCCACAGCUUCACAGCACCAAGGAGGCGGGGCGCUACGUGGUGACCUGUACCUCAGAGAAAGAGAUGCCCGAUUGUAUAGUCCGUUGUUUGGAGAUCUGUCCUGUGGACAAGCCGAAAUCUUUUCGCAAAGUCUGGCACUACCAGUACCUGAGCUGGCCCGACCACGGCGUCCCCCAGGAGCCCAGCGGGGUCCUGGGCUUCCUCGAGCAGGUGAACAGUAAACAGAAGGAGUUCCCUAACUCUGGGCCCAUGAUCAUUCACUGCAGUGCCGGGAUCGGUCGCACAGGCACCAUUGUGGUGAUCGAUAUGAUCCUUGAGUCCAUUGACAGUAUAGGUAUUGACUGUGAUAUUGACAUCCCAAAAUACAUCCAGAUGGUGCGAGAGCAGCGCUCUGGGAUGGUGCAGACGGAGGCCCAGUACAAGUUCAUCUACCUGGCUGUGUCUGAGUGCAUCCAGAGCACCAAGGCCAAACAGAACGCUAGCAUGGAGGCCGAGACGGAGUACGGGAACCUGCAGCUCAGGCACCAGCCGGCGAGCCGGAAGGUUUCAAAAAACAAGGAUGACGUGUACGAGAAUCUGUCGAAAGGGAAGAAAGACACAAAGAAGUCGAAGUCGGACAAGAAAAGCGGCUCAGUGAGGAAAAAAUAGAAGUAUCUCAGCGUGUCAUGUUAUUAAUCUGAUGCAGGUUUUUGUUUGUUACCUAAUUUGUCUCCUGAAUGAUGCAGUUGUUUGAAAUAAAGGUUGAAAACCUGUGA